Wasmannia auropunctata (little fire ant) is the source of this 446-nucleotide messenger RNA. RefSeq lists its product as uncharacterized. NCBI's taxonomy places the organism in Eukaryota, Metazoa, Arthropoda, Insecta, Hymenoptera, Formicidae. The record is from RefSeq and is a predicted model, not a curated record. Gene Ontology annotation, molecular function: metal ion binding. Bases 34 to 420 code for a protein of 128 amino acids. The transcript has 3 exons.
CAUUGUGUUAUUUUCGAACGAUUAAAAGAAACAAUGGUUAAACGACACCUGUCACACCGGUUGCACUCUAGUCUAGAAAACAUCACUACAUCAACUAGACGGGAAAUGCGUCAAAUACCAAAAAUUUUAAGAAGAUCUGCUUCCGUUGACAGGAGAUCAGUGGGUUUUCGAAAUUUUUCAUUGAGAGAACGAAACAUUCGUCUUCGCAGGACUACUUCAUUCGAAUCUGUUGAUGUAUCGCAAUGCGUGAUAUGUAAGAGCAGAAUAAAUUCACCUAAAAUGAUGAAAUGUCGGCAUACUUUUUGCCUGCAAUGUUUCAAAAAUCGUUUUAUAAUAUCACGCAAAAGAGGUAUGUUAUAUUUAAAAUGUUAUUUUUAUAUAAAUAAUUAUUUUACGGAAUAUUUUAAUCAGGUUAAUUGAUACUUAUGAUAGAUAUUUUAAAAAUA